UAUUUCCCAACACUUCCGUUUCCGUCUCGCUCUCUCCGUCUCUCUCGCUCUCCACCGUAUUCCUCUCCUCUCUCUCUCCGACCUCGGGUCCUCGGCUCGGCGGAGCAGCCCGGCCGCCGGCGGCCUCCCUCUCUCCUCUCCACAUCGCGGCGCCCCACGCCUACCCCUCCCUGCUCGCGCGCGGCACGACGGGCCCUCCUCGGCGGCGCCGAAUCGAGCUCUGGCCAGCGAGCUCGCGGUGGAGGAGGGCGACGAGAUCCUCCAUGGCCGCCUCCUCGAGCUCGCCGUCGAGGAGGAGGCCCGCGCCGGCGAGGAGGCUCGCCUUGUUGUUCGUGUAGUUCUGCUAUCUGCAGCGAGUUUGGGUAUCCGAUUUUGAUUCGGGGCUUCAAGGAUUUCAGUAUCAUCUGGUUCCUAUUAGCGCUUCUAUUGUAGCGGGUCGCAUCUAUUUUUUUCCAUGUUUUUUCCCUUUUGCCGAUUUUCGUGUAGAACUCUUGGUGUUUGUUUUGGAUCUGUUCUAGUGGAACGCCGUAUAUAGGUUUCGUGGUCGACGGGGAGAGGGGGGGGGGUUGCACAUUUCAGUAGGUAUUGUUCUGCUUUUGCUAUUCUAGUGGAUUUUUUUGUUCAUCGUUUUUGUUAGAGAUUCAACGUUUUGGCUCUCCUAUCAUAUAUAUAAGCGUGCUCCCCCUGCUGGAAUUUUUUUUCUUACAGACAUUUCAAAAUAUUUGUAUAUAUAUGAACAUUUUAGAUUCCGGUGUGUUAGGGUUUGUUAUUUAUGGUAGCUUUUAAGUACAUUUUUUCGCAUUCUUUUUCAUCCAAGUGACUACAAUAUUUUUUGCUAUCAGGAAUUAGUGUAGCAGGUACCAUGGAUGGUUCCAGUUCAAGUGACCAGAAUGCGCAAAGCAGCAAAGAUAAAAAUGCAGAAAGUAAUUCUAAGCUCGCAAAUAAAAGCAGCCCUACUGUUAGUCACCAGUUUUACGAGAGCAUAUGCAGAGUUAGAGAAAUCAACUCAUUAUUGUUCUCAAGGCGUCGCCUAGGCGUCUCCUAGGAAUGAUGAUGCCCCCUUAGAUUUAUGUGAAUCACCUCUAAAGAAGCAGAAAGCUGUCUCCAAUAAAUUUUCAGAUGCUACUUCUUCAAGAGACACAACUGCUGUUGAUCACAUAUCUGCUGAGAAGGAAUAUGCAAAAAUGAACACAAAGAAAAAGGAUUUAUCUGAUUUGGGUCACAAGAAGCGAGCCCUGAAAGCACCUGUAUCAUUGUUCAAAGGCGAGAAGUUAAAGGCUCCAAAAAUUGUUCUAUCUGAGUUUGAAAAAGAAAUUUACCAUCUUGCUACCAAAAGAAUUAGGGAUUCAUACCCAAACCCUGAAUGUGUCCGUAUUGGGAGAAUGUCCAUUGCUCUGAGAGAGUUCGGUGAUACUAUGCGCCCAAAGAAAUGGGUUGGAACAUUUGCUAUGAAUGUUUAUACUGAAGCAUUGAUGUAUGAUCAGAAUAAACUUGAAAAUCCCAACCUAAGGAAAGGAUUUCUUACUUCAGCCGAAGUUGAACGACAGUGGUGUUUUUGUUCUUCAGUUACUUCUUGCUUACAAUGGAAAGACACAUUUCCAUUUUACUCAGGAACAUUCAAAGCCAUUGCGCGAAUCAUUGACGUACUAUCUGUGUGCCCACGAGGAGAAGGAGCUGAUUAUGCCAGAAAUAAGGCAGAUUGCUUAUCAACAUGUAAUAAAGUUGGAGAACUACACAGCAAGGACGAAAAGGUACAGCAAAAAGUGAUUCGCAUCAGCUAUCAUUGGAAGAUGUUUUUUUUUCCGUAUCACACAGAGAGAUACUAAAUUUGUUUGAAAAACAUCCUUGUCUAUUGUUUCAAUGUAUUUAUAUUUUAGUCUCACACAGAGAGGGUACAUGAAUGAAUGGUCUAUUUUUGUUUCAUGUAACAUUUUUUU
Molecule: messenger RNA, 1937 nt
Organism: Panicum virgatum (switchgrass)
Lineage: Eukaryota; Viridiplantae; Streptophyta; Magnoliopsida; Poales; Poaceae
Exons: 7
Coding region: 1185-1826 (213 amino acids)
Source: RefSeq, a predicted model, not a curated record